Nomia melanderi (Alkali bee) is the source of this 4676-nucleotide messenger RNA. RefSeq names its product toll-like receptor 2. Gene Ontology annotation, molecular function: protein binding. The record is from RefSeq and is a predicted model, not a curated record. Gene Ontology annotation, cellular component: extracellular matrix. NCBI's taxonomy places the organism in Eukaryota, Metazoa, Arthropoda, Insecta, Hymenoptera, Halictidae.
GGUGCCGUUGCAUCGCCGCGUUAUCCGCGUCGUUAUUUCCAUUUCACUCGCGAUUAACGAUAUCGUCGCGCGAAUAUAAAUUAAUUGAAAAAACAAGCGGCGAUUCGGACGCUUGCCGGUUAGCAGAAAUAAGAAAAAUAAAAAAAAGAGACGCGAAGGAGAAAGAGAGAGAAAAAAACGUCGAUGAACAUAAACCAGAACGUGAAACUAACCCGGGGCAUAAUCGCGCUAUAUCGGGAAAGAGGUGCGUUAGCCUCUCGGAUUCUGAACUCGCCGGGAACGGAUUAAUUCCGCGCGCGCCCCGAGGAGUAGCUCGAAAGGACAUUCGGAGAACUAUUUUCCCGGUUUUCGUUAACCGAACGCACCGGACAAUCCGUCUCAUUGUCAGUCCUCGAUUUCUAUUCUCUCUGCGAACAACUACAUGGAGAACGCUAUUCCAUCUUCCUUGGAAUUAAUAGUGGCCGAGCUCCUCAGUGAGAAGAAAACUUAACUUCGAAUUUAAUGAAGAAUUUCAAAAAAGAAACUUAAUUUAAAAGAAAAACAAAGGAGAAGAAUAUAAAACGCACAGUGACAAACUAACAAAUAGAAUUUAAGGGAGAACCCUCAUACAGAGACUUCAUUAUUAAAUCAUUUUCAAAUGUUCAAUGAGGUCAUAAGAACUUCAAUAAAUUUCUCUUCACUACUCUACAACUAAAUUCCAAACAUUUAUUUCGUGACGAUAGAGAUACCUAACAGAAACCUCUAACCGCCAAUUCCCUGAAACUAGAAGGUGCAUUCGAGGCAACGAACAUCUGAACAUCCCGCGCGCCUCCAGAAUUUGAAAAUAUCCUAGAAUCAGUUUCUAUAUUUCGGGGCCAAUUCAUGGAUCUAGUUCAGUGAAGUGGCCGCGAAGGGAAUGUCUGCAAUUGUUUAGGGAGCCAGGAGCUGGUAAUAGCGUGUGAAACGGUGGCAAGUUGGAGAUAGAAAGGCGUCGGGUCGAGGAUUCGACAAGCAGCCGCGCAACGCCGAGAAAGAAAAAGAAGAGGAAGGCGAAGGAAAGAGAGGAAAACAAGAAAGAAACGAUCGUCGGUCGAGCAAGUGCAUCAGAAUGCCGAAUGCCCUCCCGCUCCCCUCUUAAUUCGGCACUGUGAUCGUGAGCUGUGUAUGCUUCGGAUGAAGUCGUUGCCAUUCCAGCGGAACGUUGUGUGAGGAAGCAUAGUUGCAAACUAGACGGUCCCGUUUCGAGAGCAACCGGAAUUGCAUCGCGUCCGUCUUUGACCGGGGAACCGGAUAAAAUUCAUCCACCACCUGGACAAUGUGGCCCCGGACGAUCACGGUCCUCGCGUUAAUUGUUUCGGCGGUCUCGCAGAAGACGCUCAAUCUGUCAGGCCGCGGUUUGAAGAAAGAGGACUUCUUCUUGAAGCUUCAAACGCAGAUCACUCUAGCGGAAGUAACGAAUCUGAUUCUCCGUGACAACCAGUUUGACAGUUUCCUCGAUUGUUCCACUAAUCUAACGAGUCUACGAACGUUGGAUCUCUCGCAUAAUCAUCUUCAACGGUUUUUCUUCCUCUGCAGAGAGGAAUACAAUUUGCAAGUGUUAAAUGUUAGCCAUAAUAACCUGCAAUACAUCGAUGACCAUGCGUUCAACGACAGAAUUCCGAAACUGAAGAUUCUCGAUGUAUCAUCGAAUAAACUAUCGAUUGUCAACGAGACCAUGAUGGAGCAUUUCAAGAUUUUGGAAUAUCUCUCGUUGGCUAACAAUCCGAUCAACGAUGCGAUCCACGAAAAUGCAUUCUGGAACUUGAAAGCACUGCGGUAUUUGAACCUGAGCAACGUAUCAUCGUCGUAUUUUACCGCGGAGGUUUUCAAAACGUUAACUAACUUAUCCAUGUUAGAUUUAUCGAGCAAUCCUCUAAAGGAAAUUCCAACAUUACCGACCAAUAUAGAAGAACUCGAUCUUUCCAACACUAUGAUCACAAAACUGAAAAACGUCAUGUUACCAAAAUUACGAGAAUUGAAAUUGAAUAACAUGUCAAAUCUGAAAGAACUGUGUUUAGAUGAUUUGAAGGGCUUAAAUAGCUUAGAAACGUUGUUGCUAACUGGCUCGAAGAAUUUAGUCGAGCUGAAAAUUAUCAAAUACGACGAACAACUUCUACCACACUUAAAACAGCUCCGGAUAAACGAUUGCGGUCUGAAAACGCUCGAUCAAAGCCUUCUUGUGGUAAUAAACAGAUCGCCGGUUUUGAGCAUUGAGAACAAUCCCUGGCACUGCGAUUGCCAGAUGAUGUGGGUUCAUGUAUUAUUUGCGUCAAAACCUCUUAGUCAAGAUAUUAGGUGUAACACACCGGAACGGUAUCGCAACAAGCAGAUAAGGGAAGUGCCAGAGAACGAGCUAAAAUGCGAAAGGAUGUCGGCAGUAUUUUAUCCUGUUCUGUGGGCGUGCAUUUUGUUGCUUGUCGUUGCAUUUAUAUUGGCGACGGGCUUUUUCCUUCUUCGGCGACCAAUCGGUCAAUGGGACAUCAGGCGUAAAAACCGGGACACGGUCACCUACAAGAACGUUGAUGAGUCCUCGAACGAUAUGGUGAGAAUUCUGGCUGUUGGCGAAACAGUCGAUCGUAACGGGGAAUGAGCUGACAAUCGAGCGAACGUUGCACGGGGUGCGGACAAAUUCGUUGUACCACCGGAAAUUGGAUGAUUUCUUGUACAAAUACAAAUGACACAGAAUAUACCUAUAUAAAGUCUAUUCUUGAAGAAACUGACUUUAAGGAACAGAAAUGAUACUUUACCACAAUCGAAACGUAAUAUUUUCUGUCUGAGAAUUUUAUUUUGUUGUAUGCAAAUUUUCUAUACUGCUAUUUAUGACUAAAACUUCAUGUGUUACAUACAUCAGAUAUAACAAGUAUGACGAUUUAGAAUAUACAAUAAGACAUACGAGGAUUUUAAAUUAAUAUUUCUCAAAUGCAGUGUCUUGGAUGUAAAAUAUUUACCUCCUACUAUUCACUUCGUAUCUUUGCACAAGAAAUCGUUUAUGCCACGACUUAUUCCAAAUCUUUUAUACAAUAGAAACGUAUUAACUUAGGAUAAGCAAUAGAAUCUUAAGAAAGAAAUAUGUUACAGGUUAAGAACUCGAUAAACUCGAACUGAUAGUUUUGUACGAAGUUAUGUAUAGAGUGUUUCAGAAUGAUAUAUAAUAUUAGAGGCAGAGAUUGACAAAUAGACUGCAAACUUCGUGUAUUUUUUCUGAUUUCGAUUCAAGUGAAACAUUCCACGAAAAUUAAAAUUUGCAUGAAUCUCCGGGAUUUAACGGUUACUCUAUAAAGUUAGUGGCUGUUGCAUGCACACAUUUUACGGUUCACGAGUACUGCGUAUCCGCAAUUCACUUGAAGAGCUACUUACUCCAGAGAAAUUUAUCUAAUCCGUUUGAAGAUAUUUUCACGCAACAAUGGGAGCACCGUAAAUCGUUGACGUUUUGAACUCUUCGGAUAUCAGAGUCCGGCGAAAAGUCAACGAUAUAACAAUCGAAGGGGGCGAUAGAGGUUCACGAACCUGUACCGAUUAACGCGUUCCUUUAUCGCAAUUUCAAUACGUUGCAUAUUGACGCACAUUUUUCCUGAUUUAUUUAAUACUUCAGGAUAUAGUUUCAAAUUUAUUCACGCGCAGAUACCUAAGAACGCUUCUCAAGAUUCAUAGGAUUAAAUCACUGCCACUGUGAACACGUCGGUACCUCUAAAACACGAUUUUAUAAACUCCGGUACGUGCUUGUAGAGUGAAUCCCGCCGUUCUGAAACAUCCUGUGCAGUUAAUUUACCAUUUAUACGUAACAAACGAGAAUUAUACGGUGACGUCCGCAAUAGAAAUAGAUCAAUAGGCUUUGUUAUAACUCGCCACGUGUCGAAAUCCAGGCAAAUACAGUGUAAAUAUGAAGAGGUGGCGUCUCGUCAUUUCUAUCAUCCCUUGAUCCCUACGUAUCGAAUGGCGGCCGCGGAGCAUCUCACUGACGCGCACACAGGGCAACAAUACGCGCACCAAAAAAAACGUCUUUUAUUGUCGGCCGCGGUUUUUCGAAAACCCUUUACCGAUCUCUUGUGCGAAAACGGAGUUGCUCGUCCUCGAGGAACAAAAGCUCGAAUGGUUACAAAGCGCGGCCGACGGCUCAUUUCUUCCGAAUGAUUCUUUUGCCGGUUGCACGUCGUGAAGUACCGUUUCCACGCAUCGACAAGCCCGCGGCGCAACCUUUUUUCAGAACGCGGCUAAUUGAAACACGACGAGCACCCUUUGCGCCGGCGAACUUCACCAUGCGCUUCCUUCUUCUUUUCCCUCUUUUUUUCUCUUCGCUUUUUAUUUGAGCAACGCGACCCGCGAUAUUUUCUGGAUCAGAGUCACGAACCGGGAGCAGAAAUUGACUGCGCUCUACCGUUUGCUCCUCUUCCGAAGGAAACAAAGGAAUGAAUGGAUGCACUCUGGUUUGGAUGAAUGGUACUUUGCGUAACUGGAAGGCAAUUAUCGGGACGUUAGAAUAAAUUCGAGCAAGUGUAUUACAAAGAGAAUAAGCGAUCCGGAAAAGCAUCUUUUGGAUGCAAAUGUAUAAAACGGAGAUAAAGGAAUGAAGGGCUGAAAACAAUGAGAUGAAGUGGUUCUGGGAUAUUAGCCGUCUAGCGCAUUGUUACUUCUCUACGUAAUGGCAUUUCGUUUGCUAC